AUAGGAGGGAGGAGUCCAGACGGGAGGGUUUAAGAUGAAAAGGUGCUGCAUGCAGAUGAUGCAGGGAAACUGCUGCAGGUCGACUUGAAGUUAUCAGGAUGGCUAACUGGAUUAUCAAUAAUGGGCUUACAGCCUUCAUUCUGAUCGUCUGGAUGGGCAUCAACACAUUCCUUUUCGUCUGGUAUUACCUCUUAUACGACCUGAGAGACCAGUAUUUCUACACGCGUCAUCUCUUAGGGUCUGCCUUGGCCUGGGCCAGAGCUCCCGCUGCUGUCCUGAACUUUAACUGCAUGCUGAUCCUGCUGCCGGUGUGCAGAAACCUGCUGUCUCUGCUGCGCGGCUCUUUCGGGUGUUGCGGCAGAACAAUGAGGAAACAACUGGACCAUAAUUUGAGUUUCCACAAGCUGGUGGCGUACAUGAUCGCUCUGAUGACAGCUGUUCAUGUUGUUGCCCAUCUGUUGAACGUUGAGUGGUACAACAACAGCAGGCGAGGAGUUUACGAUGAACUCAGCACGGCUCUCUCCAACCUGGAUGACACAACUAACACCACCUACCUGAACCCCAUCCGCACCAUAGACGUUGAUGCUCAGCAGUCUCCGACCUACCUUGUCUUCACCACCAUUGCUGGCCUCACAGGCGUCAUUAUCACUCUGGCUCUCAUCCUCAUCAUUACCUCCUCCAUGGAGGUCAUCAGACGCAGCUACUUUGAGGUCUUCUGGUACACCCACCAUCUCUUCAUCAUCUUCUUCAUUGGUCUUGUUUUCCACGGAGCCGGACGUAUUGUGAGAUCACAAGUACCAACAACACCACCGCACAACAUCACAUUUUGCAAGGACCACAGUAACCAAUGGGGACGAAUUCCUGAUUGUCCCAUCCCCCAGUUUGAAGGAGGAUUCCCACAGACCUGGAUGUGGGUGAUAGGUCCCAUGAUUCUGUAUCUUUGUGAGCGUCUGCUACGUUUCAUUCGUUACAUGCAGACAGUCAGAUACCGAAAGAUCGUGAUGAGGCCAUCCAAGGUGCUGGAGCUUCAGCUGGUGAAGAACGGGUUCAAAAUGGAGGUGGGUCAGUACGUCUUCCUCAACUGCCCGGCCAUCUCCCAGCUGGAGUGGCACCCAUUUACCAUGACCUCCGCCCCUGAGGAGGACUUCUUCAGUGUCCAUAUCCGCUCGGCCGGGGACUGGACCGACAAACUCAUCAGCAUCAUGCAGCAGCUGCCUGAGGGAGCACAGGGGCCCAAAAUGGGAGUGGACGGACCCUUCGGCACAGCCAGUGAGGACGUCUUUGACUAUGAGGUCAGCAUGCUGGUUGGUGCCGGCAUUGGAGUCACUCCCUUCGCCUCCAUCCUUAAGUCCAUCUGGUACAAGUUCAAAGUCUCUAACCCUAAACUGCGCACCAGGAAGAUCUACUUCUAUUGGCUCUGUCGGGAAACGCACGCCUUCGAAUGGUUUGCCGACCUCCUUAAGGGGCUGGAGAAAGAGAUGGAGGAGAGAGGCAUGGGGGAUUUCCUCACUUACAAACUCUUUCUGACCAGCUGGGAUCAAAGCCAUGCUUACCGUGAAGGGGUGAACUAUGACAAAGACACAGAUGUGGUUACCGGGCUCAAACAGAAAACAAACUUUGGCAGACCUGCCUGGGACAAAGAGUUUGAACAAGUCCGCAAAGAGAACCCAACGUCGGUGGUUGGAACUUUCUUAUGUGGCCCUCAAGUUCUGGCUAAAGUCUUGGAAAAGAAAUGUGCCAAAUUCUCAGACGUGGAUCCCCGAAAGACCAAAUUUUACUUCAACAAGGAGAACUUCUGAGAGACAUGCAUCAGGAAAGCAACAUUUGGGCUUUUAAAGGACUUCUCUUGUUUGGGAAUUUCCUUUGUUCACUAUCUGCGUGCAAAGACAAAGCAGCCUGACAGCCUGCGACACGAGCUGGGUGUGUUUGGACACACUUGCUAUACUGCACUCUGAUAAAAAGGCACAGCAUGUUGUUUUUUUAGCACUACUCAGGGACUGGCCUUCUUUUAGAUCUUUCCAACCAUUAUGAAACCAUGAAUUCACUUAGGCCACAGCCACAUGUUAGUAUACUCACUGUAAUGUUCAUACUAAUCUGCAUGUCCAUUUUUAUUCCUGAGACUUGAACAAGUUUAUAAGGAAAAAUGUUACUGUUACAGGGGUAUCAGGACCUCCAGGUGUUUGUCUCCAUUAUACAUUUGUUGUUAAUUUUACAUGUCAUUGAAAAAUAUCUUUGGAAAAAGACAAAUAACAUUAAAAUUAAGACAGUAAUAAUUCAUAGUUUACUACUUCAGCAGAUCAGUCAGUGCUGAAACAGACAAGUAUCUUUUGAUUCAUGAAUAACCAGCCAGGUUUGGUCUUAAUAAUUUUUCCUCUAAAUUUAGGGUUUGCCAGAGAAAAGAAGACCCCGUGUUUACAUGUUUUUGUUAUAUGCAACAAACCACCCAAAAACUGGGAGAAUAUUUGGUUAACAAUCUGAAAAUGGCAGAAAAUCACACCAAUAACUUGGGAUCAAUGGAUUUUCCGCUUGAUUCUUAAUAGCAUAAAUCUAUCAGAAUCAUUAACUUUCUUAAAAGUAUUGAAUCUUUGAGCCUUAAUUUUCUAAGUGAGGAUCUAAAAUGAAAUACACUACAUAAUAAAUAACAUUUCUCAUUUGAAAUAAAGACAUUUGAUUGAUCUAUGUGUUACAAUGGUAUUUUAAGCUCUAACAGUAGAAGUGUAAAUAGGUUUAUGUUUCUUCCUCAGGCUUUACUGGUUAAGGAAACAGGCUUCUCGUAAACCAACAGUGAUAUAUUGUUACCUGUCAAUAUCACCUGCAUUUCCUCAUCAGUGGGAUAAGUAAGGAGGUUAAGGAGGUCACAUAGCCUGAGGUUAAUCAUCCUUUAAACACACGGAAGGACUUCUAGUAAUCAAAACUAUUUUUAUCAUUUAACUGUUUGUUGUUUUAACCUCUUUUCUUGUAAAUAAUUCCAAACUAUUUUUAAUAAAUGAAUAAAUACAUGCAACGAAA
This is a messenger RNA of Notolabrus celidotus (New Zealand spotty), 3009 nucleotides long. RefSeq names its product NADPH oxidase 1 (gene nox1). The coding region runs from base 99 to 1799 and encodes 566 amino acids. Gene Ontology annotation, molecular function: superoxide-generating NAD(P)H oxidase activity. The transcript is spliced from 13 exons. Lineage: Eukaryota; Metazoa; Chordata; Actinopteri; Labriformes; Labridae. The record is from RefSeq and is a predicted model, not a curated record. Gene Ontology annotation, biological process: defense response; superoxide anion generation. Gene Ontology annotation, cellular component: plasma membrane; NADPH oxidase complex.